CUCGGACAAUGCACAUUCCCGUACGCUUCGUGAAUAAAAGUACUCCAACAGAAACGACUCCAAUUUAGUAAUCGAAAAGUAUCGUCGUCAGAGAUAUAGCACCACUCUCCAUUAAAAUGGAGAGCUGAAACAUGUAAUAAUGUCAUUCUUGCAUCAUUGCAUUAUCACGCGAUAAAUUGCCCGAGAUUGAUGACAGCGCGAUGUUCUUCUUCACGAAAAGGCUAAUUCUUUUUACAAUUGACUUUCUACCAAGGGCAGAUAUACCUGUUGUACCGACGGUUGCUUGAUAAGCAUGGUGAGCGUCAUAUUUUCAUAAAGUGUAGCACAGUGCCUGUAUGUGCCUCUAAUCCAGCCGAUCGUAGUAGUAAAAAAUUCGUGAAAAACACCGAAUCCUGCGUGUCCGCUCAUUUAGGGGAACUGUCAAGCAACUGUCAAAAGCACAAAAUUCAUACAAUGGAGUCAUACGCAUCAACAUUCAGCGACAAUGAGUCGUUGUUUCGCGGCACAAGGAUGGGUUUGAAGUUUGCCCCGAACAUUUCGCUUAUGUUCAAAGAGCUGACCAAUCUUCCAGAUCGAUAUGAAGAAGCGGGUAGACGGGGCUUCCGUGCCGUUGAAUGCCAAUUUCCUUAUGACUCGAAUAUUGAGGAUCUCGUAAGGGCAAAAUAUAGCGCUGGUGUCGAGCAAGUUCUCAUCAACUCAUUUCAAGGGAAGGGUCAUGGAGAUGCUGGCUUUGCAUGCCAGCCUAAUCGGCAAGAGGACUUUAAAAAAUCUAUUGAGUUAACUAUCCGCUACGCAAAGGCCCUCAACUGUAAAAAGGUACAUAUUAUGGCCGGAGUUUCACAGCAGGGGGUUACAGCGUCCGAAAUGGAAUCCAUGUACAUUUAUAAUUUGUGUUACGCUGCUGAAAAACUUCAGGGGGCAGGCAUUAUGGGCCUUAUUGAGCCUUUGUGCGCACAGGUUCGGGAUGAUUAUUUUCUGAAGAGCUACGACAAAGCACUGGAGUACGUAAAAAAAGUAAAUUCCCGCCACCUUCGUAUCAUGCUUGAUGUAUUCCAUCUACAAAUGCUCCACGGAAAUCUUUCAACAAAAAUUUCCCAGCUCGCCAGAUUUGUCGGCCACGUUCAAAUUUCCCAAGCCCCAAAACGUACGGAACCGAGCGCUCCUGGUGAAAUCGAUUAUCGUUACGUCCUCGAAUUACUCAACGAGCUUGGCUAUCGGGACUAUAUCGGCCUCGAAUAUUGUCCAUCCGGAAAAACUGUGGAUAGUAUGCGUUUCCUAAAAGACUGGGGCUACAUGCCAGAACUUAAUCUUGAAUGAUAAAGGAUCACAGAAUAUUUUACAUGGUGCAGAAUUUACGGAAGAGACUUGGAAACAACUCUAUUUCAAGCUUUGCUCUGAUAAAAUACGUGUGCGCAUUACUUCGAGUUAUCUGGCCGGAUUAAAUUACUUUCCGUAUUUUUCUUAUAACAUAGGUAUUUGUUGCUUAUCAGGAUGUUAUUAAAGAUGUUCUGUGAACAAAGAAGGUGCGUAUUUUCGAAUUUAAGAAAACCGUCCAAAAAAUAAAUUGCGAGAUGGCUAUACUUGUA
Messenger RNA from Varroa destructor (honeybee mite), 1586 nucleotides. It is a transcript of the gene Gip, whose product is annotated as hydroxypyruvate isomerase-like protein Gip. Lineage: Eukaryota; Metazoa; Arthropoda; Arachnida; Mesostigmata; Varroidae. Gene Ontology annotation, molecular function: hydroxypyruvate isomerase activity. Gene Ontology annotation, biological process: glyoxylate metabolic process. The record is from RefSeq and is a predicted model, not a curated record.